Molecule: messenger RNA, 4605 nt
Organism: Symbiodinium natans
Lineage: Eukaryota; Dinophyceae; Suessiales; Symbiodiniaceae
Source: the annotation of a GenBank genome assembly
AUGCUAGAGCUAUUCAGAGGAGCAACCGCAUUAAUCGAUGAGAUUGAUUGGGUCAUGCACCCUUUGAAGAGUGAGCUGCAUUGGCCCUGUGGCCCGGUGCGUGCACUGGACAUGGCGGAAGCCACGGUGGAUGCAGUCCACGAGAUGGGUGGUAGCCUCCAAGCAGCUUUCAAGGCAGGUGUUUCCGAGAACAAGAUGAUGAUGAAGCCACACCCAGUAGUACUGGACAGAAGGUGGUAUUAUGUGCAGUUGCUGCCGCUUCUGGCAACCGAGCUGGCAAGUUUUCUUGGACCGCGUACGCCGGUGCCCAGGGAAGAGUUGCUGGCCUUCUUUGGUCCGGAAGGGCACUGCGGCCCUACCCUGACAAGGCUCCCUGAUGCAGAAACCAAGCUCUUGACCCUUGGCCGGCAGCUGCUCCACAGUUUGCCUCAUCGCAUCCGCUAUGGACUGCUGCCUGACCGUGCCAGCUUCCAAGCGGAGUGGCCAGCGCCGUCGCUGGGCUUAGCACACGUGGGCGAGGCCGUGCCCUUCAUUGGCAAAGACUGUCCCUCCACAGCCUCAGAGUUUGCCCAUCCUGACGUUGCCAUCGGGUCGGCCACUCAGCUCGUGCAAAAUGUACGAGACCAGAUAGGACAGUUACCCACAGGCCCAGAGGUUGCGCAACUAUUGAACUUAGCUUGCCCCAUGCGGCUGCUUCACAGCUCAUUCCGACAUCAAGCCAACGCCUCAUGCACCAGGUUGACUCUCCUAUCCUACCGCUACGAGGGUCUACGGAAGACGGACUUCGUCCUGCUGUUGAAGCUUCUUCGGGUCAGAGUCGAUGUCGAGCAACGAGCGCAGUCAUGCGCAAUCGUUCACGUGUGGAAGGCAGAGAUGGACGAAGAGAGAGGGCCACAUGCCAGGAAGCUGGAGGCCGCGUCACUGGCUUCAGCUGGGUUAGACCCCCAGCUCAACGAGUGCUCCACGAGUGCAUGUGCGGGUUUUGAUAAGAUGAGGAUGAGGCUCGCUUGGAUGCCCCUCCUGCAUGCCAGCCCAUGCUUGAAGAUGGACUUGAGGCUUCGUGCCAACGUGUGGCCACUGGAGCGGGUGAGCCUGAAAGACAAGCAGCAGGUGCACUUGCUGUGGCGCUUGCUAUGGCGCACAGUCGGGGCCGUCAAGUAUUAUCUCUACGAGCACGUCUUUCCUGGUGUCAUGGGCCUGAGUGACUCGCUGUUGUCGUGCACAGCUCAGGAGCUUGGGAGCAGUGUGCUCUUUGGUCGACGUCUGGGAUUCAGUGGCACACCCUCCGAGGUCCUGCCUGCCAGUAUGGGCAGGAUCCAUUACGAGCAGGGCUGCGAUGCGAAGAUCCUGAGCACACUUCUGAACACCAACGUCGUCACUCGGACAGAGACACUGCCUGCCGGCUGGGACCCACUAUGGCUUCUACGCCGUGCUGCGACGGGAGAGUUCCAUGCGCUUAUUGAUGCCGGUGCGCUGGUGGUUGGCCUGUCCAACUUCACAGCUGCCACAAGACUGUUGGAGUCAUUGCCGUCGUCGUCAUUUUUUGGCGUGGUCUUCCUGACUGAAACAGACGAGUCUGUGGUUCUGGUUCGAGAAGGGCGUGUCCUGCCCUUAGCCGAUUGUGGCUUGGCACCAGAGCAGAGGUUCACGUUCUAUGAUCACGUGCAUACCACCGGGCUGGAUGUGCCACAAGCUCCCUAUGCACGUGCUGCACUGACCCUGGGCAAAGACAUGCUGUGGAGAGACUAUGCCCAGGCAGCAUUUCGCAUGCGAGGGCUUGGUCCUGGCGCGCAAAGCUUGCAACUGCUGGUACCUCCGGAAAUCCGCCACCUCAUCGUUGUAGGUGAAUCGGCAGAGGUGGAGCUACAACCGGCAAAAUUGGCAAGCUGUGCACCAAGCGUGGACGACGACCUGAUAUCCCUGAGUCCGGUGGUCAAUACCAACUUGAACAUUUUCGGCCAGGAUGGGCAAGGAAGCGUGUCGAUGCCGGCACCACUCCAGUUUGGGUUGGACUCUUUGCAGGCAUUUGACGCCUUCGCAGCCGCACCAGCCUACCCGCAGCACAGCAUUCAGGCUGCGCAGGCGAGCCCUGAAGAGCACAAGAAAGAGCUUGCUGCAGUUCUACGCUGGACGGGUGGCAACACGCUUGACAGUGACAUCAAGCAGUUUGCCUUGCUCUGCGAGCAGAACGUGGAAGCACUAUGGAGGAGCCGUGCCUGGUCUGUGGUUCAGGGCAAAGACAAAGAGGCAUCAAUGGGACUCUCAGCAUGCUUGACAGUGCUGCGGAUGCCGAGAGAAGAUGUCAUACCGAACGAUCCCGACCCGUUGGUGGAGGAGCGGACACUCAGUGAGCGGCUGGCAGAAAGGCUUCGCGCCCAUGCACACUGGAUCACUCCCGAGGUUCAGCAGGUCGGCAACGAUCUCAUUGCCGAGGCAUUGGGCCUCGAUCAACGUGGUCUACUGGGAAAGGGCAAGCUCGGACCGGGCUCGGUCUUCAAGGGCCUUGAGCAAGAGCAGGUACAGGAAGAAGAGCAGGAGGAGGAGCAGGAACAGGAGCAAGAAGAAGAGCAGGAGCAGGAGGAGGAAGUGGAGCAGGAAGACGAGGAGGAAGAAGCUGCCGAUCUGAAGUUUUCAAGGGAAGAUGAAGGUGAGCUGGCCUGGAACCCGAUGCUCCUUUCAGAAGAGCCAAGACUCUCCGAUAGCGGUUACACGUUCUACCGGUGCUGUGAUGGGCUCUCUGUUUUUAAUGGCAAGCUCAUGCAGGCACAGAAAUGCCUACGCUUUCCACCGUGGUUUAUGGCGUCGCAGAAUUACUUUCGACAGCAGUGGCGACUGAAGACUGUCCGGCGACUGAAAUGCUGCCUGAUGCUGGUGGAGUGGGUGCCUGGCGGGCGCACGCGUGAGCUUCUGCAGCAGGUCGAGGCCGUUGCCCCCGGCUCGGAUGCUUUGCGCGCGGCUCUGAACGCCUUGGAGCUGGAGGGUGUGGAGGAGCUCACGGAGCCACAGUCCAAGUCCCUGAUGGAAUGCUUGCACCUACAAGCCGGCGGAUAUCAGAACCUGCCGUUGUCCAGGACGGUCGCUGAGCUCAGCCGGAUGAUGCAAUCGGAAGCACCGACGUGUCCCGUGCAGCCCGGACGCUUCUUCUGCUUGGUCUCCCUCUUUGAAGCCGAGCAUCUCCGAGCAGUCCUUCACAGCAGGCCGCCCUUCUCCAUGGGUGUCGCGCUGCGCGCCCCUGUGGCCUUGGAGGGGCAGCCGCUGGAUACCAGCAAUGACUUCUCACUGGGCCCUCCCUUUCAGUCAUUUGCUGCAAGCCAGCUUAGCCGCUUCGUAGAUUCCGAGGUCUCAUUUAGUGCUCGAGAGCUUUGUGCAGUCGACUUAUGCCUCACGGGGAGCAAGCACGAAGAGCGCUUGGAAUGGUGGGAGCAAGUGCGGCACUGCAGACGUCGAGCACAAACACGGCCUGUUCCAUCGUUAUCCGUCGCUGCUCUGCUUCUUCCUCCGAGCAUUCGACACAAGGCACGGCUUGAGAGCUCCAUCGCAAAGGUAAGAACGGUCUUGCGCCGCCGCGGUGCAAGUGCAAGGCAGUUGUUUGCCCUUCAGGCUGGAGGCAAGUGCCUGCAUCUGAGCGCGCAAGAUCUCACGCAAGCGCUUCAGCAGUUUGGUCUUCUGGAUGCCAUUGAUGCUGGGCGACUCGCAUUGACGGCGGCAAGGAUGGAUGCAGGUGAGGGUGUCACAAUGGAGCGAGCGAGCGUGAGCCUCUCCAGCUUCUUGCAGCUCAUGGGAUCUUUACCUGGGGGUGAUGACAUCGACGAAGUCGGUGGGAAAGAAGCUGCCUUGGACGCAGCUCCUUCGCCAUCUGCUGCGCUGGCCGAGUGCCAGCUGAGUCUGGAGGCCGGGCGAUGGUCGGUCAAAGUGCUGACACAUGACCGUCUGGUCGAAGUCUGGACAUCUCGCAAAGUACCAGGGACCGAGGCAAGGCCCUUCAGCAUCUGGCGGCCCGACUUGAAGUCUGGCGCUGCUGCCGGAGGGAACUCGAUUCAGCAGGGCCUCAGGAACCUGGUUGGUGCAGGAAAUGGGCGCCUCUUCUUGCUGGGAGAUGUUGGACGACGCGGGCUGGAAGCGCCUGCUGCAUGUUUGGUCGUCAAGAUCAAACCCUCGAAAAGCCCUCCCAAAGGAGGAGGACUUGGUUUAGGACUAGAGGCUUGGAUGUCGCGCUUUUUGCCGCGCCCCGUCGCAUUUCGAUUGAUUUGGUAUGACAGACGUGGAGCCACAUCAGAAGCCUCCGCCCAAAGUCAGGGUGCAUCCAACCCAGGCGGUGAAGGCCUCUAUGUGUGGCGACCGGUGCCCCCAAGCGACCUCUACAUAGCUUUAGGUGCGAUAUGCACCACGGACUCAUCUGAACCUCGGGGCGUUGAUGUUCGUUGCGUGCCGCGUGCCUGGCUGGUUCGAGGGGACUCCUUGGGACCAACUCUCUGGAGCUUGGGUGACCGGCAGGAAGUGCGAGUGCAAGAAGCGCUAGGUGGAGUCAUCGCUUGCCCAACCGAGAACCUCCGAUAUCUCCCCAGCUGGGGCUUCAUAUCUGAGAAGUUCUUCGUUGGCUCGUGA